AUGGAUGACACUCAAAUGAAUAAAACUGUAGAUGCGACUGCUACGAGAAAGCGGCGGUCAUCCAUAUUAAAGAACCAGAGACCACCACGCACACCAUUUUCUGAACUUGAAUUCAAUGUAGCCACACCCACAGAUACAACUAAGAAUCGCCGUGUUAGCUUCUCUAAACGAACUGGUGUCGUGGAAUUUGAAACUAACGAAGUAUCAACAGCCUGGAAGAAUUUCUAUGAAGAGCACAAUAGGAGUCUGGAAACCUCUGGAAAUGAUGAUAGCGUUAAAGCACCAAGACCUCCUCCUAUCAGCCAAUUAGGGAGGCACAUAUUUGAUGACCAAGAGUUUGAGGAAAUAGAAACUGUAGACUUUUGCGCAGCUAUAAGACCGACACAAUCUUUACCACAAGAAUUCCAAAACUCUAUUAGUAAUGCCAACUUCACGGACCAUUUGGCAUCCUUACAAUGCACUACAGAAAAGCCCAUAUUGCCACAACAGAGGUUUGAACUGAGCGAGCUAACGGAUCAGCAAAGUAAACUAUUUAGAAAUGAUCUUACUAUACCCACUAUGGCAGAGAUGUCAAAUCAAAUGAACGUAAAUUUUUCUCUUACGCAAAACAAGGGUGAUGACUUAGAUGAAAUUCAGAGGGACUUGGCUAGAAGAGCACAACAGAACAUUGUAGGCCCCACAGAUUUUGGUCUAUCUGAAUAUAUUGAAAUUGAUAUAAAUUCUACCAAAAUUGAAAUAUCAAAUGAUGAUAAUAUGUCAAUUACAGAUACUAUCCAGAGUCCAAAGGUACAAGAAAUUUCACAGGCCCUAUCCAAAAAGAAUGUAGCCAAUUACAGUUUGGAUGACAAAGAAAAUAUAUUAGUUAACCCAUACGCACCUAUUAGGGAAUCUGAUAAUUUUGCUAUUCAUGAGGAAGUUUUGGUUUUUGAUGGAAAGAAAUUAACUAUACAAAAAGAAUGUAAGUCAAAAGCAGAGAUGCCAUUUACAUGUGAUUUACCAAACUUUGUAUCAGAUUCUAAGCCACAUUCAAUUAUAACUAAGGAUAAUAAUUCCAUAUAUAAUGAUGAAAAUAUGCCAAUCCCAAAAGAAAUGCCAUCGAGACGGAAGACAAUAGUUUUUGAUGACAAUAUGGGUGAUAUAUCUACGACUCAAGUAGUUCCUGGUAAAGUUAUUGAACAAAGAAGAAGAACUAUUGUCUUUGAAAAUGAUUGUGAUGUUUCGACAACUCAGGCAGUGCCUACAAACAUAAUUGUAGAUAUGGUUGAAAAAGAUAAGCCUUCCCAGUUAGAGUUAUGUAGAAAUACAACUGUUUAUGAUAACAACUGUGAUAUAUCUAUGACGCAGGCAAUUCCUACAAAUAUAGUAAGUGCAUUAAACAAUGAAGCACUAUAUACAGAGCCUAUAAAAGAGAGAAGACGAACUGUCAUUUUUGACACUGACUGUGACAUAUCAACCACUCAAGCUAUACCCGCCAACAUUAUUACAACAACAAAUGGAAAAUUUAAAACCUUUGAAGAAAAAAGAACAAUUGUCUAUGACAACGAUGUAGAUAUUUCAACAACGCAAGCUAUACCGACACACAUAAUUGAUGCAAAUACUGAGGCAGAAAGAAGAAGAACAAUUGUGUUUGACUGCGAUGUAUCUAUGACGCGGGCGAUCCCUACGAAUAUUCUUGAUAACAAAGAACAAAAAGAACGCGGAGGAAGAAGAAAAACCAUAGUGUUUGAUGACGAUUGCAAUGUUUCUAUUACACAGGCUAUCCCAGCUUUGAUCUAUCAAGACCAUGCAGAACCGAAAAUAGUUUUAGACAAUAAAAACAUUUCCAUUGUACAAGACAAUCCACCAAAACCGGCUUCUAAUUCUACACUCAACCAACAUGCAAAUGAUAUUUCCAUUACUCAAGCCCCGCCACAGAAUAUCCUUCCAGCUAAGAGGCAAACAAUUUUCAAUGACAAUGAUAUUUCUAUUACACAGGCGAUACCCACAAAUAAUAUAAAUAUCAAAAAUAAUAUACAUGACACUAAAAUGGAUACAUCCUUGACAGAAACUCUUCCACCACAUGUCUUUCCGACACAAAUUGAUUCACAAAAACAUUGUCCGCCUGUAUCGGCAGAUAUAUCAACCAUUGAAGCUAAUCCUAAUCAAAUUCUUCCUAUUAUGGAAGAUGUACUUAUGCAUGAAUGCCAACCUACUAAGGAAGCAAAUCAAAUUAAAGAAAUUCAUAAUGAAGAUGACCACUGCCCAACUGCUGAAGAACCUUCAGUGUUUGAGGCAGGAGUUAAACUGCAUCCUAAUUUAAGUUUGAAUAAAACAGAUAAUCAAUUUGAGAACAUGCAUACUUCAUGUAAUGACCGCACUGCCCCUGGCUUACUAGGCUCUGAUAUCAAUGGUAUUAAUCAAUCGGUUGAUAUUUUACAGAAGAAUCAAUAUGAAAACAUUAAACAAGAUUUAACUAAUAUGUCACUUAAGACGCCUCAUACAGUAAGCCCAUGUGACAAAUUAGAGGAAGUGGAAGGUAAAAAAACAUGCAUAAAAUAUGAGGACCUAUGUCAUGAGUCCACAAACCAAAUCUUAGUCUAUCAAUCUGCAGAUGUCAAUAUAAAACAAGAAAGUCAGCAGGUCAAUAGUGAGAGUGGCGUAGAAAGUAAUCAUUCUGAGAAAAAGGCAUCUGAAGAAUCAACAAUAGAAUACAAAGACGUUACAUUAAAAAAAUCUUCUGAGGUUUUAGAAAAAGACAUAGAAAUCGUACCAUUAGUAACUGAUGAUACAAUGGAGGCAAAAUCAGUAUUAAGAAGCAUAAGCGUAACUGGAUCAGCGUUGUCCCAAACCUCAUCUAAAUUUAAAAAAUCGAUACUCAACGAACUCUUGGACAUGUCAACUGCCUCGGAGGAGUGUUAUGAAGAUAAGAACCACAUGGCCGUUAUAGAAUCUCCACUGAUAGAUAAUGAAAGCGUAAUGGAUCUAGUGGAAACUUCGAAUAUAGAUGAUGAAGCUAAAAGUGACCCAGAAGUUAAAUCAGACGACGUUUUUAUUAUAAGAAAAGAUAGCGACGAAGAUGAAAUUAAAAAUUUAGAAAAUGCCACUUCUGUACAAGAAGUCGAUAAUAAAUUACCCGAACUUGAAUUUAGAGAGGAAGACAGUGUUGUCGAUGAUCUAAAGAAUAAAUUACAAUCACUCAAGACGGCAGCGAAGAAUCGUCAUUACGAACAGGUUGUUAGCCCGAGCGAGAAGGAAAUGGAUAGAUCAGAAUUUAACGAUUUUAAUAAUUCAAGAAAGACAAAGUCUUUUAAGAACGCAGAUGAUACACGUGAACUUUUGCAAAUGCUGUCAGAGUUCACCGAUCGACCGUCUCUUCCUCCGACGAUAGUAGAAGAAAAUGAUUUAUCAGUAAUGGGAGAGAAGAUUGAGCAAACUCAAACGGAGCCCAGAAGAAUUAGUUUCGCUCCAAAUAGACGGUCUGUAGUUCUCAGCAAGGAGGAUCUUCUAAAGAACAUCUCUAUGGCACACGCAGCCUUACAGAGAUCUCGGUACUUCGAUGAAUCCGAGCUGGACGAUGCCACUGAGGUGUCUGACGAGGUUAUAGAAGUUGACAGAACUGCGAGGAGAUCUUUGAGGAUCAGCGGUGAUGUCGUUAAAGCUCUUCAAUUCAACGAUACUAAUGAUGACGUAAGUGUUGAGUUGUCGCCGCUGAAGAAGACCGCUUUCGGCGAAACGUCAUACAUGAAAGAGACAAGGGAGAAGGCAAAAGUUAUUCCAACAUACGAUGUAUCAGAUGGCAUCAAGGAACUAAUGAGUGAUUUGGUCAAACCCAUGGCGGACGUGUUGCCAUUCGAGGCCGGUGUCUUGGACAAGAACACGAAGAAAACACCAUCGACGAUCAGCACGCAAAUUCAAGCGAACUUGGUUACGUCCAGUCAGAUUGAUAUUGAUGUUGAGAUGCACUCAAAUCCGGAGUCUGCGUUUGAUGUAUUGCAAGACAAGUCCUUGUUGAACCAGAUCGCUACUUUGGGUGGUAAAGCGUUAGCUAGGGUAUUGAAUGGUUCUGAUUCCAAACCAUCACAGGACGAAUUGGAGACCAAUGUCAAACAAUCACCCAGGAAAUCGCCGAGGAGACGCCAAAGCGUACCUGGCGGAGUGUUAGUUUUUGACCACACUAAUCCACUUAACAACGUCCUCCUAUCGCCUAGAGAUUACGUAAACGUUCAUCCAUACAACCCUAUUAAAUCUUCAGAUACCCUCAAUUCUGAGAGAGAACAAUCCGCUCAGUUUUCCGCAACAUCAUCCGGAGAAGAUAGAGUAGAAGUGGAGAGAGUCUCAACACAAUUCAACGUUAACGUAAAAUGCAUAGCAUCUGGAGACGCCGGGGUGGAGAUCAAACCUGAACCCAGCGAAUCCUCAGUCAAAAGCAAACCGGUAUCAAUAGACCGGUCUAUAGAAAUGAAACUGAAUAUAACAGAAACUGAAAUAAACACAGACAUCGCAAUGAAACCCAAUGCUGAACUUCUAGAAGAUAAUUCUUCUCUCACACUGGUAGACGAUGCAUUAGCCCGCAGUACGUUUGAUGUAGAUUUGGACGUCCCACAAUCUGAAGAGGCGAGAUCUCCAGUAAGAGUUAUUUACAAGAUGUAUCAGAACGGAGUUCUGUCAGAGAAAGUAGAGUCAGACAUCACGUCAACUGACGGAGACUACGAGACGAUAGAAAGUAAGCCGAAGAAAAGAAGCCUAAGUCCCAAUAUAGGGCAAAAGGAAGUGACACCGAAGCCCCAAAGUAAGAUGCAAAGGUUGUCUAACAGCCCAGAAGGGGGGAAGAGUCCGCAGAAGAGGUUAACAAAGACGAGAAACAGUCCCAAGAAAUCGAUCACAGUGCAGCAAUUAAUGGCCGAAUUCAAUGUAACGGAGAUAGAUGGAAAUGCUAUCUCCGAGGAAGUGAACCACGCGAUAGAAGCCCUAUCAACAGAUACAGAUAUGUACAGCGUGACCUCAAAUGCCAGUGCGAAGGAGAGCGUCAGGUCGGAGUUGAUGGCGCUUGGAAGUGACGUUUCGAGGGUAGAAUGGAAAAAUCCGUGUAUGAGCGAUCAAAGUUCGAAGAAUCUGAUUGGGGAGUGCGAGUCGAGUGCGAACGUGGUUGCGAAGAUCGAUAUGUUGCCAUUUAUGGGGAGUUGUGACUGUGAAUGGGAUACCAGCUCCGGUGAUGUCUGGUCCUUCUUGCUUCUGCGUGCUCGGUUGCGUCUGACCAUCCGAAUGGAGCAUAGCUACCUCAACGCGUCCAGAUCUAGAGUUAGAGCGGACACUCCGCUUGUGUCUGUAUCUGUGGAUUCUAUACAUAGCACCGAGAAAGACCCGCUAGUCUCCCUCUGUCUUCGAUUCGCGAUGGAGGCGAUGCGCUACGAGUGCUCCAGGUCCUGCAGCAAGGCUGGCGAUGUGCCAUCAGUGCUGAAGCGUUGCGCCAAUGUCAGCAGGAUUGCUGUUCAGUGGUUGAAGGCUAUGAGGGACGCGAUGCUGCGGCUGGCCUAUCAAGUAGAUGAAGAUGGUUACCUCACUUUGAAGAUAGCGAACAUACCGCUGCGGUCCGUCUGGGAGAUAUCGUUGCGGAUAGAGCUCAUUGUAGAAGAUGCGCAGGAGACGGCUUGGCCGCGCGCCGGCUCCGUUGAUGUGGCGACAAUUGUGGCUGACGUGGACAUAGACUCCGAAACCCUGAGGGAUCUCGUCUCGCACGUACCACACGACUGGGGCCAUGUUCCCAGAACGAUAUGGAAACUAUUCAAGUACCUGAAGAAUAAACGGCGAGACGACGAGUUCUACGGGCUAAAUUUCAUGAAUGUAAAAUUGAAUGGAAUUUAA
Leptosia nina is the source of this 5841-nucleotide messenger RNA. Lineage: Eukaryota; Metazoa; Arthropoda; Insecta; Lepidoptera; Pieridae. The record is from the annotation of a GenBank genome assembly.